AAUAUUUUCAUUACACCAUUGUUUGAAGAAAAAAUAUUGCGACGUUAGUGUGUAACACGGAUAUAGAACGUGUUUGGUCGGAUUAUAUUCUAACAAGUGUUCUGAAAUAAAUAGGAAAAAGAAAGGUUCGAAAGAUUGCAUGUUCCAUAUUAUCGCUUUCACUAGUGAGAUAAGCUAGUCGUGACUUUAUAUAGGAGAACGCUGCAGCGAUUUCGCGUUAGUUGUUUCUUGAAACUCCGUCAGAUCGAACAGCGUAAAGUUUACCAUUCUAAAAAAAAUGGCUUCGAAAAGCCACUCGUUCGAUUCUAAUUGUAUGACCCUAACGAGGUUCGUGCUCGCGGAACAACGAAAAUUUCCAACAGCCACCGGAGAUCUUAGCCAACUUUUGAACAGCAUACAGACCGCUGUAAAGGCGGUCAGUUCAGCUGUUAGAAAAGCCGGCAUUGCUAAUAUGUACGGAAUAGCAGGAAAUACAAAUGUGCAAGGCGAAGAGGUGAAGAAAUUGGAUGUUUUGAGCAAUGAAUUGUUCGUGAAUAUGUUGACGUCUUCGUUCACGACGUAUCUUCUCGUGAGCGAAGAGAAUACGAAUGUGAUCGAAGUGGAAACCGAGAAACGUGGAAAGUACAUAGUCUGCUUUGAUCCUUUGGACGGAUCCUCCAACAUCGAUUGUUUGGUAUCGAUCGGUUCGAUUUUUGGUAUUUACAAGAAGCCAGAUAAUGCGAAAGGUUCCACGGAAUCGGUGGUUUUACAACCUGGUAAAAAUUUGGUCGCAGCCGGAUACGCGCUUUAUGGUUCUGCGACUAUGAUAGUACUGUCGAUUGGUCAAACCGUGAAUGGUUUCACUUAUGAUCCCGCCAUUGGAGAAUUUAUUUUAACCGAUCAAAACAUGCGUAUUCCAAACAAAGGAGAAAUAUACAGUGUUAACGAAGGCAACGAAAAUGCUUGGAAUCCAGCAAUCAAAGAAUAUAUACAUUCAAAGAAGUAUCCUAAAAGUGGAAAAGCGUAUAGCGCGAGAUACGUGGGUUCCAUGGUAGCCGAUGUGCACAGGACGAUCAAAUAUGGCGGAAUAUUCCUGUACCCAGCAACGAAAAGUCAUCCAACCGGCAAGCUUCGACUUCUGUACGAGUGUAUACCAAUGGCUUACAUACUAAAAAAAGCCGGUGGUUUGGCAUCGAACGGAGAGAUCGAUAUUUUAGAUGUCGUACCCGAGAAGAUUCACCAGAGAUCACCGAUAUUUUUGGGUUCGAAAGAAGACGUCGAGGAAGUUUUGCAAUAUGUUAAGAAGUACAAAUCGUAGAGAGAAAGUUGAAAGAGUGAGUGAGACAGUUAUGAAUAUUUUACAAUUUAAAUUUUUAUAGUUUUAUGAAUGGGAAUUGAAAAUUUCAUAUUUUUCGAUUGAUGUAAAUAGUAGUAUUAUUGAAA
Messenger RNA from Osmia bicornis bicornis, 1422 nucleotides. RefSeq names its product fructose-1,6-bisphosphatase 1 (gene fbp). The record is from RefSeq and is a predicted model, not a curated record. Gene Ontology annotation, biological process: fructose 1,6-bisphosphate metabolic process; sucrose biosynthetic process; fructose 6-phosphate metabolic process. Gene Ontology annotation, molecular function: fructose 1,6-bisphosphate 1-phosphatase activity. NCBI's taxonomy places the organism in Eukaryota, Metazoa, Arthropoda, Insecta, Hymenoptera, Megachilidae. Bases 278 to 1297 code for a protein of 339 amino acids. The transcript has 4 exons. Gene Ontology annotation, cellular component: cytoplasm; cytosol.